Messenger RNA from Eurytemora carolleeae, 2854 nucleotides. RefSeq names its product zinc finger protein 571. Gene Ontology annotation, molecular function: RNA polymerase II cis-regulatory region sequence-specific DNA binding; DNA-binding transcription factor activity, RNA polymerase II-specific. Gene Ontology annotation, cellular component: nucleus. The transcript is spliced from 8 exons. The record is from RefSeq and is a predicted model, not a curated record. Gene Ontology annotation, biological process: regulation of transcription by RNA polymerase II. Lineage: Eukaryota; Metazoa; Arthropoda; Copepoda; Calanoida; Temoridae. Bases 1 to 2796 code for a protein of 931 amino acids.
AUGUUGAACUUGGGUAAAAGUUGGCGGGCUUUUAAUAAUUUUGAAAAGUACGAGUUUAAUCCUGAAAUAGAGGAUUUUAACCAGUUCAUUGAUUCAUGGAACAGUAGACUUAAAGAUUUGUUGACGGCUGGGUUGGAAUAUACAGAUCAUAUUCUAGUAUUCAAACUUCUCAACAGUUCCAAGAUGUCUGCCGAAGCGCAGUGGAGAGUAAUUUCAACGCUGCAGAGAAGAUACCGAGGAGACUGUAAUAUAGUUCAUAUGACUCUUCAUCUAAUUAGUAAAGAAAUACAGAUAGUGAAUCAAACCCAGGUUGGCGCCGAGGGCUUCAUGGGAGAAACAGAAUUUUUGAAAGUUGAGAUUUUUGAAGAAGAAUUCGACCAAAGAGAAAACUGUAAGCAACCUAAGAUUCUUGAGAAGGAUGAUGGAUUACACCUUAAUCCUGGAUUACAACCAAAACAGGGAUUACAAGCUGAUUCUGGAAACCCUGAAACAGACGAACUAGCACUAGCUGUAGCUCGUCAUAUAACUGUAGAAACUAUAGAAGAAGAAAACCAUGACACUGGUGAAGACCACAAGCAAGGAACUACUAAAGAGAGUAUAACCUGUCCUAUCUGCGGGGAAUUGAGAUUCUCUGAUCACGGCAUAAUUCAACAUAUGAAAAUCCACGAACAACUCUUUCCCUGUACUAUUUGCGAUAGAUCGUUUGAGGUUUACACCGACAUGAUAAAGCACAUGAAAAUUCAUGAGGAUAAAACUUUUUCUUGUAUAGUUUGUCAUAAAACUUUUAAAGGUAAGUUAAAUCUGAAGCAACACAUGAAAAUUCAUGGGGAGAAGCAGUGUACUUGUCAUAUAUGCGGUAAAUCAUUUGCAUUAAAAUCUACUGUGGACAAGCACAUGAGAACACACACUGGAGAAAAACCCUUUUCCUGCAAGAUAUGCAACAAAUCGUUUGCAUUCUCUGAUACUGUGACAAAGCACAUGAGAAAUCAUAAUGGAGAGAAACCAUACGUUUGCAAAUUUUGUCAAAAACCUUUUUCUACGUCAAGUCACAUGCAUGUCCACAUUAGGAGAAUUCAUAUUGGUGAAAAACUGCUUGAAUGUCCAACUUGCGGUAAAAAAUUCAGAGGAACAUCUAACUUAUCCAAGCACAAACGGAUUCAUACAGGACUUAAACCAUUUAAAUGUAUGUUAUGUGAAGACUCUUUUACCCAAAGCUUCAAUUUGAAAAGACACUUGAAAACUCAUGUAAAAGUGAUAAACUUAUGUCAAUGGUUUAGUUUAUUUCAUAAAACUCAGAAAAUUAUGGUUAACUUCUUUGUAAUGAAGUUUUGCAUGAUAAAUUAUUUCAGAAAAAUGUUGAAUCUAUGUGGAGGUUGGCGGGCUUUCAAUAAUUUUGAAAGUUACGAGUUUAAUUCUAAAAUUGAGGAUUUUAACCAGUUCAUUGAUUCAUGGAACAGACGACUUGAAGAUUUGUUGGAUGCUGGGUUGGAAUAUACAGAUCAUAUUCUAGUAUUCAAACUUCUCAACAGUUCCAAGAUGUCUGCCGAAGCGCAGUGGAGAGUAAUUUCAACGCUACAGAGAAGAUACCGAGGAGACUGUAAUAUAGUUCAUAUGACUCUUCAUCUAAUCAGUAAAGAAAUACAGAUAGUUAAUCAAAGCCAGGUUGGUGCCGGUACUGACACUGUCGAGGGGUUUUUGGAAGAAACCGAAUUUCUGAAGUUUGAGAUUGUUGAAGAAGAAUUAGACCAAAGAGAAAAUUGUAAGCCACCGAAGAUUCUUGAAAACGAAGAUGGAUUACACUCUAGUCCUGUAAUACAACAGGAAUAUGGAUUCAAGACUGUACAAGGAUUGAACGUUGAUCCUGGAUUACAAGAUGAUCUUGUCAUACAAUCGAAUCAUAGAUUCAAGACUGAACAGGGAUUGCAAUCUGACACUGGAUUACAAGUUGAUCCUGGAUUUCAAGCUGCCCAGUGUAUCCCUGAAACAGACGAACUAGCACUAGCAGUAGCUCAUCAUAUAACUGUAGGAACUAUAGAAGAAGAAAACCAUGAAACUGGGGAAGACCACGAGCAAGGAGCUUCUAAAGAGAGUAGAACCUGUCCUAUCUGCGGGGAAUUGAGAUUCUCUGAUCGUGGGAUAACUAGGCAUAUGAAAACACAUGAAAAACUCUUUCCCUGUACUAUUUGCGAUGAAUCAUUUGAGGUUUACACCGACAUGAAAAAGCACAUGAAAGUUCAUGAGGAUAAAACUUUCUCUUGUAUAGUUUGUCAGAAAACCUUUAAAGAUAUGGGUAACCUAAAGGGACACAUGAAAAUUCAUGGAGAGAAGCAGUGUACUUGUCAUAUAUGCGGUAAAAGGUUUGCAUUACAAUCUGCUGUGAACAGCCACAUGAGAACACACACUGGAGAAAAACCCUUUUCCUGCAAGAUAUGCAACAAAUCGUUUGCAUUCUCUGAUACUGUGACGAAACACAUGAGAAUUCAUACUGGAGAAAAACCAUAUGUUUGCAAAUUUUGUCAAAAACCUUUUUCCCAGUCAAGUCAAAUGCAUAAACACAUUAGGAGAAUUCAUGUUGGUGAAAAACUGCUUGAAUGUCCAACUUGCGGUAAGAAAUUCAGAGGAACAGAUGACCUAAAUAUGCACAAACGGAUUCAUACAGGACUGAAACCAUUUAAAUGUAUGUUUUGUGAAGAUUCUUUUAAUCGAAGCUUCAAUUUGAAAAGACUUGAAAACUCAUGUAAAAGUGAUAACGUAAGAAAUAAAUUGUUAUUUUGCUAUCUUAACUUUUCAUGCUGACUAUGUGUCAAUUUAAUAAACUCGUUUAUAACGGUAAUUAUAUUGCGGCCCAAAAGAA